CCUCUCUGGGUUCCUUCCCCAGGAAAAGCGGAGAUCAGGCUGGGCUUUGCUAAGUCCCAAACCCUUCCCAGGGAGGGAGGGAGGGACUCUUAUUGCAGCAGGGCCCCAGCCUACAAAAGCCCUGGCCAGCAACCUUACCACACAGCACCCUCUCCCUCUCUCAGCUGUCCCCUGCGUUCCCCUGAGAUCUUGGGCUCCAUCUUGGCCACCCAACAUGCCUCCCAACCUCACGGGCUACUACCGCUUUGUCUCGCAGAUGAACCUGGAGGACUACCUGCAGGCCCUAACCCUGCCUUAGGCGCCGCUCACACCUCACAGCACUGGCAGGAGCGCACACUUGGCCCACCUAAGACUCAGCCCCCACAGACAUCAACGUGGUCCUGCGGAAAAUAGUGCUGCUGCUGAAGCCCGACAAGGAAAUCGAGCACCAAGGUGACCACAUGGUGGUGAGGACCCUCAGCCCCUUCCGUAACUAUGUCAUGGAAUUCGAGGUGGGAGUCGAGUUCGAGGAGGACCUGAGGGUCGUGGAUGGACGGAAAUGCCAGACCAUAGUGACCUGGGAGGAAGAGCAGCUGGUGUGUGUGCAGAAAGGUGAGGUCCCCAACCGGGGCUGGAGGCACUGGAUGGAGGGAGAUAAGUUGCAUCUGGAGCUGACCGCGAAGGACGCCGUGUGUAAGCAGGUCUUCAAGAAGGUCAGAUAGGCCAGCAGGAGCUGGCCCUCCAGGCCCUCCUCCGUGUGCCCCCUUGGAGCCCAGACUGUGCCAGGUCAGCGUCCUCGGCCACUCCGGCCCCUCCUCAGCCCCCACUUGUUCAUCGGGAACCUGCAGCCCAGGUCACAGCCCCUCUGCUCCCAUACUCCACCAGCCAGCACCAGCCCAGCCCCGUGUCAAGGUCUGGCCCCUGGGUGCUGAGAGACAUGGAACCGUCUUCCCUCUCAUUCCCUUGGCUUCUUACUUUCCUAGGCUCUGGGCACUUGUCAGUUAGUCAAACCUAUCCUGGUGGGUCUUUGGGAAAAUUGUGACUGGGUUCAAGGUUUAAAUGGAGGCCACUUGGAAGAGUC
Messenger RNA from Heterocephalus glaber (naked mole-rat), 1060 nucleotides. NCBI's taxonomy places the organism in Eukaryota, Metazoa, Chordata, Mammalia, Rodentia, Bathyergidae. The record is from RefSeq and is a predicted model, not a curated record.